Messenger RNA from Penicillium olsonii, 861 nucleotides. The record is from the annotation of a GenBank genome assembly. NCBI's taxonomy places the organism in Eukaryota, Fungi, Ascomycota, Eurotiomycetes, Eurotiales, Aspergillaceae.
AUGCAUCUACGAUGUAGCUUCUUCCUCUGGGAAUCCGACGCCACGAUUCGUGAGCAGGCAACUGUUCUUGCGAACUCUCGAUCGGAGCUCGAUCCCCUCUCCUUCACUCCAACAAAAAACGUAACCCCCAAACGCUCUCACGGGGGUUUACUCACACCCCAGACCGAGCGUCGGUUCUAUGAUACGCCCCCGCCCAAAUUCAAGAUGCCGCCGAAAUCGGCCAAAGCCAGAAUGAUAUCAGAGGCCUCAGACGAGUUCAGCUGGGAUGACGAAUUUGAUGAUGAUGAAGAGCUGUUGAAAUCCUUCUCGUCAACCCAGCCUACCGAAAGCUUUAUUACGCAGCCUAACUACGACGCUGAAUCUCCGGCAAAGACCACCCGCACCGAGAGAGUCACAUCGCCCGGCAAGCGGAAGCUAUUCGAAACCGAGAAUGACAUUUCGCCUCGUCAAAAAAUAAACUUAGCCACCCCGCUGUCGGCCGCAUCCUCUCGCACGGCUACCUUCCCCUCCUCUGCGGAAUUGUGCAUGACACCUACGCCGAGCAAGUACAACGACGUACUUUCCGCAGAGUCAGCGUUCGACACCUCAGAUCUGGCAAAGACCCUGAUUGGAAUAAUGGAGAAGCACGAAGUCGUUCUGCCAAACAAAGCACGCAACGAAGUUGUCUCACUACUGAAUCGACAUGACCUGAAAACACAAGGCAUCAUCCGCGGCCGUGAUAUGACCCGCUUGGCUUUGAAGAAGAAAGACACCGAGAUUGCGAAUCUGAAGCAGCGCGUUGCCACUUUGGAAGCGCAGAGACAAUUGGAUCAGACCCUCAUCGAUGGAUUGAAAGCGUCGCAGUUCAGUGACUGGGACUGA